Molecule: messenger RNA, 616 nt
Organism: Lottia gigantea (owl limpet)
Lineage: Eukaryota; Metazoa; Mollusca; Gastropoda; Lottiidae
Exons: 4
Source: RefSeq, a predicted model, not a curated record
GAAUACUCACUGCACAUGGACACAAUCUGUUAGGAAUUUGUAACAUAUGAUGAGAAUUUAACAGAUCAAAUAUGAGAGAUAUUUUUACCAACGUUGAAUAUUCUGAAUGGAGAAAUAUUCACGAGAAAUAUGACGCAGUUCUCAAAACUAAGGCAGAAAAAAUGAAACAAGACAAAAAGAAGGAAUUUUUAACAUUAGACAAAUGGUAUCAAAGCGAACUGCCAGAAAUCAUUUGCGAUAGGAGAGAAAAGUAUAUUACACAUGAUGAAAUUUGUCAACUUAUGACUUGGAAAUUGACAAGAGGAAAAUUUCGUCCACGUUUACAGCAGAUGGUUGCCAGUAAUACUGAAGAAGAGGUUAAAAGUGCCAGUUCAAAGAGUUUUAGCUUACUACCAGAUUUAUCAGCUGCAAUACAAGCUUUAACUGUUUUAAAGGCUAUAGGUCCUGCCACUGCUUCAGCUAUACUCACUUCAGGUUGUCCAGAUGUUCCUUUCAUGGCAGAUGAGAGUAUGCUAGCCCUACCAGAGAUUUCCUCCCUAGAAUAUAAUCUUAAAACUUAUUUAUUUUAUGCUGAAAAAGUCAAAAACAUAACCAAAAAAUUGCAAAAACAAGGUAA